Molecule: messenger RNA, 1323 nt
Organism: Gigantopelta aegis
Lineage: Eukaryota; Metazoa; Mollusca; Gastropoda; Neomphalida; Peltospiridae
Product: cell division cycle protein 123 homolog
Exons: 5
Coding region: 103-1188 (361 amino acids)
Cellular component (GO): cytoplasm
Source: RefSeq, a predicted model, not a curated record
CCGGUCCGCAAACCCGUAACUCUUUCAGAACGACCAACGUAGCAGGUACACAAUAUACAAUGUACAUGUAUAUGUAGUCAUCCAAUAUCAUUCACUUUCAAGAUGAGUUUGGCCGAUCAAUUAAGAAAGGUACAGUUGAAGUCGCCAAAGGAGCCAAUGAAAGACUUCUCUAGUCCUCGCGUGAGCGGUGGCUUCGUCUCCGACACGGAAAUCGCCGAAUACCAGAACUCCGUUCUUGACGUCAACACGGAACUCUGGCUUGAUCUGCUAGCAGAUGUGACCUUUCCGACAGAAUACUGCGCCAUUGAGCGACACGAAGCAAAACUGUUCAUCUCGGUAUUCGAAAGACUUUACAGAAAUCUCGACCCUUCUGGAAUUUCUCAGGUCGAAUGGCGGGAACAUCUGUCUCCUGACGAACAUGAAAUAGUCAAAUCCAUGACUGACAGACUGUCUAAGACGAUGCACAAAUUCACAAGCGAUGGCGGCUCAGCGUUUGUCAAGACUUCCUCCAGGAGCCCUAAAGACGCCCCCUUAGCCCAGACUCGCUUCAAGGAAAUGUAUGUAAGUCAUUUGGCAGAAGCAGACGACAGCCAGACUACGUCAGAGAACACUAAGAUCACGUGCCUCCUCCAAGCAGCCUUCGAAGCGCUGCGAGUGAAAUCUGCCGACGAAGUGCUAGACAUGAUGUUCCGGAGUGAGAGAAUUUACCAAGACAUGCUGCUAGCUGUUCAGAUCGAAGACAGAUUCUGUGAAAAUUUUGUCAUUCGACAGUUCGUGCCAAUCGACGUUGACAUGGAGUUCCGGGGUUUUGUCUAUGGGAAGCAGCUUGUUGCUCUGUCUCAGUACAAUUACCUGAUACAUUCGAAGAGAUUGGUUGAGAAACGGUCUCAAAUAAGCGAUCUCAUACGAGACUUCUUCAACACUCAAGUGACAUCGAGACUAAAAUCUCACAAGACUUUUCCUGAUAAUUUCGUUAUAGACUUUGCUGUUUGUGAUGAAGGUGACAAGAUAUGGGUGAUCGAGAUUAAUCCGUUCCUCUCGACGACAGAUGGCGCUCUCUUCAGCUGGGAGCACGAGCGACGUCUGCUGGAAGGAGAAGAAGGGUUCGUCUUCAGACUUGUGGAGAGAGAGAAACCCGGCGCCACGGCAAUGCUACCAUUGGGCAUUAAAGCUCUUCUGCAGUCAUGACGUCACGGGCUUUAUAGGUGAACAUCUCAGGACAUGAAGCACGUUCUGGAGUUUCUCAGAAUUGACAGAGAUAAAGCCUCGUCGUGUGAAGCUUGCAUGGGACUAACAGAGUUGGCGAAACAUCCACCAAAACGC